Molecule: messenger RNA, 154 nt
Organism: Acaulospora morrowiae
Lineage: Eukaryota; Fungi; Glomeromycota; Glomeromycetes; Diversisporales; Acaulosporaceae
Source: the annotation of a GenBank genome assembly
AUGGAAGAUACACCAAAAAUUCGACAACUACGUUCCUAUCUAAAUUUAAAAGCUCGUAUAACGGCUUCUGAUGAACGUUUAUUUUUUGGAACUUUUAUGUGCAUAGAUAAGCAUAAAAACAUUAUUUUGGCACAAACUGAAGAGUUUCGAGGAG